Erinaceus europaeus (western European hedgehog) is the source of this 2845-nucleotide messenger RNA. It is a transcript of the gene RAD23B, whose product is annotated as RAD23 homolog B, nucleotide excision repair protein. Gene Ontology annotation, molecular function: proteasome binding; damaged DNA binding; ubiquitin binding. The transcript has 10 exons. Bases 381 to 1610 code for a protein of 409 amino acids. NCBI's taxonomy places the organism in Eukaryota, Metazoa, Chordata, Mammalia, Eulipotyphla, Erinaceidae. The record is from RefSeq and is a predicted model, not a curated record. Gene Ontology annotation, biological process: proteasome-mediated ubiquitin-dependent protein catabolic process; nucleotide-excision repair. Gene Ontology annotation, cellular component: cytosol; nucleoplasm.
UUUCUUUCCGGUGGGGGAGGGGGCGAGCGUCGGCGAGUCACGGUGAUGGCGGCCACCAGCCCGUGGUGAGGCGGCUGCCGGACGCCGGUCUCGCAGACUCCCGCGCGCCCUUCUGAGGGCUCGGGCGGACUCCCCGCGCGAGGGGGACAGCACGGCGCUCCGAUCCCGCAGGGAAGGCCGGCGGCGCGGGGGCAGCGGCGAGGGUCCGGGCCGGGGUCGGGGUCGGGGUCGGGGUCCGGGCUGGCGGCGGCGCUCCGCGUGGCGAAUGUGACGCCCCCUCCCCCGCCGUCCCCCGAGAGCGCGAGCGGCGCGGCCCCCCGGCCCCCCCGGCCACACCCCGCGCGGCGCCCCGCACCCGGCCGCCCGGCCGCGGCGCCGCCAUGCAGGUCACGCUCAAGACCCUGCAGCAGCAGACGUUCCGCAUCGACAUCGACCCCGAGCAGACGGUGAAGGCGCUGAAAGAGAAGAUUGAAUCUGAAAAGGGAAAAGAUGCCUUUCCUGUUGCAGGCCAAAAGCUAAUUUAUGCAGGCAAAAUUCUCAAUGAUGAUACUGCUUUAAAAGAAUAUAAAAUCGAUGAGAAGAAUUUUGUGGUGGUUAUGGUGACAAAACCCAAAGCAGUGACAACGCCGGCACCAGCUGCGACUCAGCCAUCCAGUUCCGCUUCCAGCACCACGGCUAGUUCCUCCACGGCUGCAGCUGUGACUCAGGCCCCAGCCCCCAGCCCUGCCUUGGCUCCCACUCCCACACCUGCAUCCAUCCCUCCAGCCUCAGCUCCGGCAUCUUCUGAGCCUGCACCUGCUAGUGCAGCGAAACAGGAGAAGCCUGCGGAGAAGCCAGCGGAAGUACCCGUGGUGACUGCCAGUUCGACGUCGACCGACAGUACAUCAGGAGAUUCUUCUCGGUCAAACCUUUUUGAAGAUGCAACAAGUGCACUUGUUACAGGUCAGUCUUACGAGAAUAUGGUCACUGAGAUCAUGUCGAUGGGCUACGGGCGGGAGCAAGUGGUCGCAGCCCUGAGAGCCAGUUUCAACAACCCUGACAGAGCUGUGGAGUACCUUCUGAUGGGCAUCCCUGGAGACAGAGAAAACCAGGCUGUGGUCGACCCCGCUCCCGCAGCCAGCACUCUGGCUCCUCAGUCCUCACCGGCUGCUGCAGCCGCGACCACCACGGCGACGGCGACGGCUGCUUCUGGAGGACAUCCCCUUGAAUUCUUGCGAAAUCAGCCUCAGUUUCAGCAGAUGAGACAAAUUAUUCAACAGAACCCUUCCUUGCUUCCAGCAUUGCUUCAACAAAUUGGCCGAGAAAACCCUCAGCUACUACAGCAAAUUAGCCAGCACCAAGAGCAUUUUAUUCAGAUGUUAAAUGAGCCGGUCCAAGAAGCUGGUGGUCAAGGAGGAGGAGGGGGUGGCGGCAGCAGUGGAGGAAUCGCAGAAGCUGGGAGUGGCCACAUGAACUACAUCCAGGUGACACCCCAAGAGAAAGAAGCUAUAGAAAGGUUAAAGGCGUUAGGAUUUCCCGAAGGACUUGUGAUACAAGCAUAUUUUGCUUGUGAGAAAAACGAGAACUUGGCUGCCAAUUUUCUUCUACAGCAAAACUUUGAUGAAGAUUGAAAAGGGACUUUUUUUUGUUUGUUUGUUUUUUAUCUGACUUCACACCAGUGCAUUACACUAACUUUGUUCACUGGAUUGUCUGGGAUGAUGUGGGCUCAUAUCCACAGUACUUGGCAUAAGGUAGUAAGUGGACGGUUGGGUGGGGAGGGUGGGAUCUAGGAUCUAGGGCAGGGAUAAGUACAAAGUACAGUGCAUGUCUGCUUCAGCUAGCAGAUGCUGCAAAUCCACACAGUAUGUAAAAUAGACAACCAAAAAUCAGCUUUUGCAGGCCUUUAUAUCUUCUAUAAAAUAGUAGACUACUACUUCUCCUAGGUUUCACUCCUUAGUGUGCUAGAUCCAGAAAUUUAGUGUAAUGCCCUGCUUUAUGUUUCUUUUGACUUUUAACAUUGGUUUUGGAAAGAAUCUUUGCUACCUAGAAUCUACAUUCUCUCUCUGAUUGCAACACUGGGUAAUGGUUUUGUGAAUUGAGAAGAGGAAAUUGGGGUCAGCUGUAACGGAAAUGCCAAAUUACUGAUGGUGGAUGCUACUGCUUCAAAAACGUACAAAAAUCAACGUGACGGGAAGCCCAUUUCUUCAUGUUCAAUAGCAGGGGAGGGGAGAAGGGGAAGGCUUUUCUUAAAAUGGAAAUAAUUAUUCCUAUUUUAAAAUUUCCUAAUCAUUGAAUCUGAGGCCCUUCUAAUACGAUUUGAGAAGCUACAUAAACAUAGGCAGAGUUAUUUUCCUGUUUACAUUUUUUGUCUUUGGUGGGGGGAAAUGAUAGGUGUCAAUUACUGUUUGCUUCAUUGUUCUAUGACAGUAAGAGUUUUCAGACCAUCAUUGCAUGUUUGCUUCUGAUGUAUCCCUUUGUGAGAUCAGCACUUCGGGGCCAACGGAGUAGUGCAGCUUUCUCUCUCUCUCCCCCUCUUCCCUUUGCACAAGUGUUUGUCCGCAAGUUGUGAGUUCCAAAUGCUGCCUUUUUAAAAACCAACAAAAUACUGGUUGAGUUCAAAAUUAAUACAGAUGUUUCAAAACUGGGUUUCUGAUAUUGUAAACGUGUUUCUUUAUGAUGAAUGUCUGACCAUUAGGUCACCAGGACCAUUUGUGCUUUCAAAAGGAAAUGGUGACUAGACCUGUAAUCCAGAACCUUGCUGCAUUGGAAAGACUGGUGGAAUCUUUGUGAACGAGCUGGAAAAGUACGUUAGGAAAUACACAAUCAAGAUAUUUCAAGGCAUAUUAAAAGACAAAUCUUACUAGCA